AUGAAGUUGUUUUGGGUCAUGCUUUGCGUGACGAUGGCGUCACGCCAAUCGAUGGGAUCACCGGUCAAGAGGAACUCUGAGCCUGAAAUGGAGAUUGCAAACAAGUUCGAAGAGGAAGGUGGCAAUUUUGAGGGUGAUAUUGAGCUAACGAGUGAUCAAGAAAAAGCCGUUAAAUAUGGCUACACAGCUAUUAUCGGAGAGUCAUACAAGUGGCCUAACAACAUUGUACCGUACACGAUCGAUACCUCAGCUUUUAGUAUCAGCCAGCAGAACAGCAUUCUAUCUGCUAUCCAGCAGAUCGAGCUUGUAAGUUGUGUACGGUUUAAGCCUCGAACGACAGAAACGGAUUACGUAAGAGUAAUGGGAGACUAUACUGGCUGCUGGGCUAGUUUGGGUCACCGAGGUGGACAGCAAACAGUGAACCUGCAACCGAACGGCUGCAUGUCCCGUGGUACAAUUAUCCACGAGUUCCUCCAUGCGCUUGGGUUCGUGCACAUGCAGAGUGCUUCCGAUCGCGACUUCUAUGUAACGAUCAACUGGAGUGCAAUGCAGGCAGACAAGGCAUCUAACUUCGAACGGUACAGCUCGAACGUGGUAGAAGACUUUGGCAUUCCGUACGACUAUGACAGCGUUAUGCACUACGGACCGACCGCAUUCACCUACAGUGGACAGCCUACGAUCGUUCCCAAACAGUCCGGAGUUACGAUCGGACAGCGCGUCGGCCUAAGCUAUAAGGAUAUCAAACGACUUAACUAUUUCUAUCCGAACUGCUACUAA
Anopheles maculipalpis is the source of this 777-nucleotide messenger RNA. Its product is annotated as astacin-like. The coding region runs from base 1 to 777 and encodes 258 amino acids. The transcript is spliced from 4 exons. Gene Ontology annotation, molecular function: metalloendopeptidase activity; zinc ion binding. Gene Ontology annotation, biological process: proteolysis. NCBI's taxonomy places the organism in Eukaryota, Metazoa, Arthropoda, Insecta, Diptera, Culicidae. The record is from RefSeq and is a predicted model, not a curated record.